AUGAUCAGAAGUGAAGAGUAUUUUAUCGAAGUAUGCGGCGCACCACACCCCGAGUUGAAUCUCGGAAAAACAGCUCCUCUCGACUACAUAAUGAAUGAUUUGGGCAACGACGGAUACCUGGUCGUUCAAAUGAUCUAUGACAUAGAUCGUUAUUCUUGUUAUCGUUUCACGGAACACAUAUGGCAGUAUGUGAUUGUAAACAACAGUAAGGAGACUCCAGUCAACCAAUCUGAAAAAAAAGAGCUUCGUCCUUCUGUUUCUGAUACAGAUAUGGACGGUGCAGGAGACCGAUAUCGUGGUGGAAAAGAUCAUCCAAAGAAGAAGAAUUCUACAUCAAAAUCAGAUGUCUUGGAGCCGAGAGAUUCUAAUUCAUGCACAAAGGUUUCUUUGAGUAGAGAAUCACAACCUUCCGUAUUGGUCGCUGAUUCCGAUGAAGAGCCGUUAAUAGAUCCAUCUCUAUUCAAUGUCUUGUCCUCAUAG
Messenger RNA from Caenorhabditis remanei, 480 nucleotides. RefSeq lists its product as uncharacterized. The coding region runs from base 1 to 480 and encodes 159 amino acids. The record is from RefSeq and is a predicted model, not a curated record. The transcript is spliced from 5 exons. Lineage: Eukaryota; Metazoa; Nematoda; Chromadorea; Rhabditida; Rhabditidae.